AUGGAUAAGAUCCCGCGGCUUCGUCGCAAGCCGAAGCCUCCGGCCAUCGAGACGGCCGUCGAGCGCACCAGCCGCGACUCGACCGGCAGCGAUGGCCAUUCGGACCCCGAGGUCCCUCACCAUCAGCACCACGGCUUCUCCCCGGCCGUGGCCGCCUUCUCUCACCACCCGCUGCACAAGUCCGCCGGUGCCUCUCCUGCCAAAAAGUCGCCUCUACGAAGCCUCAAGAUCCGCGCUUCGGCAAAGCGCGCUCGUGGCAUCUCCCCCGCUGACCACACCCCCAGCUCCCCCGUUGCCGCCGUCUUCAGCCAGGGCGGCGUCGCGCCGCAUGCUUCGACGUCGCGGCCUGCCAACAAUGGCCGAUCCGACACCAAGGGCCGCUCGAAGCCAGAGAUGCCGGGAUUCUUGGCGCAGUCGAGUCAAGAGAUCGACCGCAAGUUCCAGGAAAUCACCUGGGCCGAGCGCAUCCGGGUCGCUGACGCCCUGCGAAACCAAGAGGUCGACGAGUACAAAUGGGGCCACUACCCGCAUUACGACGCCUUCCAGCGAAGCAUGGACCGAUACAGCAACAUCCGUCCGUGGAACCACAACCGCGUCAAGCUAAAAGUCGCGCCCGACGAGUAUGACUACGUCAACGCCUCCACCGUCACCCUCUCAUCCCCUACCGACAAAACCCUCCCCCCGCUGCGCUACAUUGCCAUGCAGGGCCCGACCGAGCCCUCGUUCGACUGCGUCUGGCGCAUGGUGGCCGAGCAGAUGUCGUCGCCCGCAGUCAUCGUUCAACUCACGACCAUGAGCGAGAACGGCUGUAUCAAAUGCCACCAGUACUUCCCGGACUCAAAAGAGGAUUCGACCUGGACACUCAACGACGACGACAGCUGGGGCGACGGAUGGACGGCCCAGCUGACGUACACAUCCUUGCAGACGGUCGACAAUGGCGCCAUAGAGAUUCGCAAGCUGCUGCUCGAUGUCGAGGGCGAGAAUGAAACCCGGGUUAUCUGGCACUUUCUCUACCGGCAGUGGCCAGACUUUGGCGUCCCGACGUUUGACGACAUGGGCAGCUUCUACAAGCUCAUGAAGCUGUCUCGCGACUACUCCGCGCCGUCCAGUCCGCGCAUCGUCCACUGCAGCGCCGGCGUCGGCCGCACCGGCACGUUCAUCUGUCUCGAGCACCUCAUGCGCGAGCUCGAGCUUGGUGCCUUUGACAAGUACGACCCGGCCAUCAAGUCGGAGGACCCCAUCUACGAUGCGGUGGAGCUGCUCCGUCAGCAGCGUCGCGGCAUGGUCCAGAGCGACAACCAGUAUCAAUUCCUCUACACCGUCAUGCGCAGGCUGUGGCGCGAGAGGCACGGCAUCGCCGAGGACGACGGGUACGGUGGGGGCGGUGAGCCGGCCGCCAAGCGGCUCGAGGUCGCGGACCCUUUCACGGAUAACGGCGACGACGCGAGGCGCACGGCUUCGAGCGCUGGCAGCAGCCCCGGAGUGCCGAGAUAG
This is a messenger RNA of Purpureocillium lilacinum, 1494 nucleotides long. RefSeq lists its product as uncharacterized. Gene Ontology annotation, biological process: protein dephosphorylation. Gene Ontology annotation, molecular function: protein tyrosine phosphatase activity. Lineage: Eukaryota; Fungi; Ascomycota; Sordariomycetes; Hypocreales; Ophiocordycipitaceae. The record is from RefSeq and is a predicted model, not a curated record.